AUGGAGAAAGAAGUUGUUAAUAAACAUUUAUUAGAUAUCACCAGAACAUCUGAUCUUAUUUCAUGGUCAAGGAAUGGAUCUAUUGCAUAUAUCCCACCUACUUCAACAUCAAACACGAAUUUAUUAUUAACUUAUAUUGAAAAUGUUAAUGGUGUCACCUGGCAAUUAGCUAAACCAUUACCAAUUAAUAUUAAAAUAGAUAAUAGUAAUAAUUUCUUACCACAAUUAUCCUUGGUUUCAUGGAGUACUUUAAGUACCGAUUUAGCCAUCUGUGAUAUUUAUGGGAAUUUCUAUAUUUUAUUAGCUGGGGUUAGAUUAUUAGAAAGUAAAGAUGUAAUGUCACCAAGUUUUGAGUUGACUUCUUUUAAUCAUAUGGAAAUGAUUUAUAGAGAUAUCAUUAACAAUGAUAUUAAUUCACCAGUAAACCCCGGAGCUUCAGUUAUAGCUUAUAAAUGGUUAAAUAUUGAAAAACCUCAAAUUUGGAACAAACCAGCCACUAGGGUUAAUUUAGAUUAUCCAAAUAGUGAUGGCAAUUCAUUCAUGUACGCAUAUGGAGUAAAUCAAUAUCAACCACAUGGAGUAUGCCACCCCAUAGCAACUAAACAAGCAAUAUUGGUAUUGCGUAAAAAUGGACAAUUGAUGUUGUAUUAUCAAGGGGAACAUAAAGUGGAAUAUCACAAGAUUUCUCAUAAUUUAACUGAAGAAUUCCAAAUUGUUGAUAAAGCAGGUAUUGGAUUUACUAAUGACAAGCAGGUUAUUAUAACCACUUGGGAUUCAGUGACUAAUAAUAUCAGCACAUAUUCAGUUGAAAUCAAUUGGGGAUUCUUGACAGAAUCUGCAAAAAGGCAAAAAGUUGAUGCUCAUUAUCACACUCCAAAGGAAUCCCAGAAACCUCCUAAAUUGACAGUUAAGAAAAUCCAUCAAAUGAAACCACAGGAAUUUUACCAUGAAGGAGAAGAGCAAUAUGGGCAACUGUUCAAUGUCACAGAAUUAUCGUCAAUAGAUAUCAUAUCAGCCAAUCCAGAUUCAAACUCAAAGUUGAGUAUAUUGAUAACAUAUGAUUCAUCUGUUAUUUAUAGAUACUCAUUAGAUCAUGCCGUCGUGUCAGAUGUAUUCACCGGUUUAGGUCUUCAAAAAAAUGUUCAAUGGCAAGGUCGAGAGUCUAGAACAAUCACAUUGAGGGAUAGAUUGAUUCGAAGUGGUGAAAUUGAAUCUGUUACAGCUGGAUUUUUGGAUUAUACAUUUUCAAUUCUUUACAAGGAUGGUACAAUCGAAGUUAUAGAUACGCGUACUUUGAAAAUUCAAAAUAAAAUCACAGAGGAUACAAAACCAAGUCAAAUUUCAUCAAUUUUCGAUAUCGGAUUUGAAGUGCCUAAGCUUGAUCAUACAAAGCCAUUGAUUAUGGCAGUAUCGCCUAAUCUGGCAGCAGUGGUAUACACAGAAGUUUUUGCUGAUUCCCCAAACUUGAAACUCAAGCCAUUUGAACGAACCAGGAAUUUGGGUAACGAGCAAGGUGAAUUGUAUACGACAGCAGUGGGUUUUGCAUAUUGUCACGCUCUUGCAUUAUAUUCAAGUACUGGAUCUGAUGAUUUGAUUAUUUUGAUACAACUGGAAGCGGAAAGGUUGAGAAAAUUAAUUGGUGAUAAUGAUAACAAAGAUCUAGAAUUGGAAAUUAGGAAAUUCAUCGGUAUUGUUAUAACUGAAUGUCACAAAGCUAUCAAUUUCCAAAUUGAUGGGUAUAGUAAAGACGGAAUUGAAAAGUUGUUAUCCAGCAACAAUGCAUCAUUACAUAAAUUGCUUUCAUUACAUUUUAUUCUUGGUGAAGUUCAACAGAACCACCAAGCAUCAGAUAUAAACAUGAUUAUUCUUCACUUACGUAGCACAAGUCUUGGAAUUAUGUUUUCUUUAUCCAAUAUCUACCGACAAAUAUCUAAAAAGAAACCAAGCGAAGAUUCUUUACAGGAUUCAAUCAAUCGUGGUGAAUGUAUUAUAUCCUUAUUGGGUAGUUUUAAAUGGUUGAUUGACUUACUUGCAUAUCUAAACCAGGAACUAUUACAGCUAACCUAUAUGAAGAAUAGCAAUUUGAGUAACAGUAAAUUAACAUUGAAGAAUUCCCUUGCCAUUCCAAUAAUUAUGGGGAAAGUACCUCGAUUAUUCCUUGUGUAUGCAAUUACUUCCAUGGGAAGAACUCAUGAAAUUUUGAAGAAAUUACAUAAGGAUUUGACUGAUUCAAAUAAAUUAUUUACACCAAUGAAGGAAUCACUCAAUAGAUAUUUUUCCAUAUAUAAUACAGCUCCAAUAACUGUCAAUUUAUUUGAAAAUUUUCUUCGUGAAUGUGAUGCUUUAUGUACAAAAGAGCUUUCAGCCAAAUUUAAAAACAAAGAACAUGCCUUGCGAUGUGAACAAAAAUUAGUAUGUCAAGGUGAACUACCUGAUGAAUUUAUUGAAGUUGCUCAGAUUUUACUUGAUAGAUUCACAUUAACCAGUUCUAGAGAAAUCAAAGUUGCGGAAUUGAUUCUGUAUCCUACUGAAUGGUUAGAUAUUGGAGUAAUGAGGAAUAGAUUAAGAGUUGAUCCAAGACAAAUAAUCAAUGAAACACCAGGAAAAAUAAUUCCAAGAUGGUCACUUGAUUCAGAGCAUAUUGAUGCAUUGAGAAAGACUUUUAUUUAUGAUGAAGGUGAAGAUUUGAAAGGAUUGAGACAAUGUACUAGAUGUAGAGCUAUUUCUUCAGUAACUGAUAUUAGUAUUUUCGAUGCUCCUUUACAUGUUGGGUUAUGGACAAUGUUGUUCCAAAGAAAUUGUAAUUGUGGAAAUCCAUGGAUAACAAAUUUGUAA
Candida tropicalis MYA-3404 is the source of this 2835-nucleotide messenger RNA. It is a transcript of the gene MED16, whose product is annotated as Med16p. NCBI's taxonomy places the organism in Eukaryota, Fungi, Ascomycota, Pichiomycetes, Serinales, Debaryomycetaceae. Gene Ontology annotation, cellular component: mediator complex. The transcript has a single exon. The coding region runs from base 1 to 2835 and encodes 944 amino acids. The record is from RefSeq and is a predicted model, not a curated record. Gene Ontology annotation, biological process: positive regulation of DNA-templated transcription.